Peniophora sp. CBMAI 1063 is the source of this 564-nucleotide messenger RNA. Lineage: Eukaryota; Fungi; Basidiomycota; Agaricomycetes; Russulales; Peniophoraceae. The record is from the annotation of a GenBank genome assembly.
AUGAGCAACAACACCUCCUUCAACGAGCCCAAGGAAGACCACGCCGUGGCCGCAGACGACAAUGGUCAGCAUGGGAAUGCAGCGACCACUGUGGACCAUGAGGAUACCGUAGUGAUUGCUCUCCACCGCAUCCCGCUCGUCAACGCAGAGCGCCGCCAUCCCAUUUCAGUGUCGAAUGCGUACAGGACGCCCGCGCAGGCACCGGCCCGGAUGCCCACUUUCGGGCGGCCACAGGAGAGCCAGCGCGUGCGCCUGACUGCCGGCUUCCAGCAUGCCGCCGGAGAUGACGGAUUCAUGUCCUUCUAUGGGCUGAACAUGGAUAUGGGGCUAUUCGCUGCCAACACGCUCGUGAGUCGCGGUCGCAAAGUCUCCAGGAUAUUCGCUCACCGCAUCCCAAAGCAAACGGCGCAGCCGAACCUCGACACCGGCGUCAUGCAAUCUGCGCAGACUCAGAACGUCCAGAGCGUGGACGCGGUCGUGCAAAGGGAUGAGCCGGACGUGACCGAUGACAUGGAGGUCCAGGAUGGGCUCGACGUCGAAGACGACGAGCAUAACGACGUCUGA